Messenger RNA from Pseudovirgaria hyperparasitica, 423 nucleotides. RefSeq lists its product as uncharacterized. Lineage: Eukaryota; Fungi; Ascomycota; Dothideomycetes; Acrospermales; Acrospermaceae. The record is from RefSeq and is a predicted model, not a curated record. Bases 1 to 423 code for a protein of 140 amino acids. The transcript is spliced from 3 exons.
AUGGCUUCUGGAGUACUGUCUCCUCAUACCUCGACCAUGCCGGAUUAUAAUUGCUGUAAUGUCAUUAUAGUGCCAGAUUGGACCCGCAUUUGGGUCCCACAAUCGCACGCGGAGCCUCUUCCCGUUUCGAUGGCACCAAAACCGAUCUCUGUGAGGCACAUAUUGCCAGUACUAGGCUGUCAAGGUGCACUUAUCGGCUUCCUACGAGCACACAUGGAGGAUGAGAUGCCUCCAGAGCUCCGAAUAUCAGCUUCUCAGGGGCUUUCUCUGUGGCCUUCCGUUGCAUUACUACCACCACCAUCAUUUAUCACAACUCCUCCAGCAUCCCUGGCGAUGCAGCCAGCGUCUCGUGAGUCCAUGAGUGCAAGCACAGCCACAGCCACAGGCCCAGGUCGCCUCGUCGCCCAGCCACCGGCAGCAUAG